Penicillium oxalicum is the source of this 1179-nucleotide messenger RNA. RefSeq lists its product as uncharacterized. The record is from RefSeq and is a predicted model, not a curated record. The coding region runs from base 1 to 1179 and encodes 392 amino acids. The transcript is spliced from 3 exons. Gene Ontology annotation, molecular function: ferric iron binding; acid phosphatase activity; ferrous iron binding. NCBI's taxonomy places the organism in Eukaryota, Fungi, Ascomycota, Eurotiomycetes, Eurotiales, Aspergillaceae.
AUGCCAGCCAUGUCGCGGAUUGCCCUUGCCCUGGGCCUCACUCUAGGUGCUUAUGCAGCGCCCAACUCCAUCACGGCCCCCACCGGGAUGAAGCGGAUGACCGUUGCUCUUCUUGGAGACUACGGCUGGACUGGCUGGCAGCCCCUUCCUCUGGAAUUCUGUAACACUGCCCUGCCCAAGCUCCAGGCUGAAGGAGUGUCCAUCCCCCGAGAAAUUCAGAACGACUGUGAUCCAGGUGACCGUAGUGCAAUCAGCAAUGCCACCAUCGAAGAAAAGCGCACUGCCAAAUACAUCGAGAAAGUUUGUUCGAAGAAGGACUGCGCUGCUUUCAUGUCCGUCGGAGACAACUUCUAUGACAGUGGAGUGGCCUUCCACUCUGAGGGGAUCAAUCGCUUCUACGAGGGAUGGGCCAACAUGUACGUUGGCAAGGCCUUCGAUGGCAAACCCUGGUACCAAGCCAUUGGCAACCACGACGUGGUGGCUGGCAAGGCCGGUGUGGAUUUCCAAACCCGCCUGGCUCCCCUGAUUGAUGACCGGUGGUACUUUGGUCACGAGAACAAGCCCUUCUACACAUACGAUCUCAAGGGCGCCGACUGGACCGCUACCUUUGCCGUGAUCGACUCCGACUGCUUCAUCAACAAAUACCAGCAGUCGACCUCGGUCUACAACACCGACUAUGUGAUCGAGUGUCACAAGGACACACAGACCCAAGUUGACUUCCUUCGCAAAACCUUUGCCGAGUCGGACGCGACCUGGAAGAUCCUGCAGAUUCACCACGGUUUCGUCUCUUCGAGUUCCAAUUACACCGAACUGACUCCCCUCAUCGACAUUGUCCGCGAGAACAACGGCGUCGUGGUCAAUGGCCACGAUCACUGCAUGGCCCAUUACGAGUACGAAGGGACCAACUUCGUCCUCACCGGCGGUGCCGGCUACGCCGAGGCUGGCGAUUGUAACAACGGUGUCCCCCUAGGUCCCUUCACCAAAUGGCUCGGGGCCGAUGCCGGUCAGGCCGCUAACGGGUUUGUGACGCUCGAUAUCAGCUCCAAGGAGCUGCUGUUUGAGUACUACGCUCGGGAUAUGAAGCUCAAGAGUGCGGAUUAUUACCCCGUCGCCGACGAGAUGAUGCCCUCCUACAACUUCACCGUGACCAAGCAUGCCACCAAGGGUCGUCACCACUAG